UGGGGCUGAAACUGAAAGUGCCUGGGCUGCAUUUCACCUUCAGCCCUCGGUUCAGUUCUGCAGGGUUUAAGAUACAAGAUGAGUGUAAGGACCCGGCUUGUGGAGGAGGAGAUCCGACUCAAGAGGGGGCCGUCAGGGUUGGGGUUUAAUAUAGUCGGUGGUACGGACCAGCAGUAUGUUGCCAGUGACAGUGGUAUUUAUGUCAGCAGCAUAAAGGAAAAUGGGGCCGCCGCCAAAGAUGGCCGGUUGCAGGAAGGCGAUCAAAUAUUAGAGGUGAAUGGCAGUAAGUUAGAAAAUUUGUUGCACAGUGCCGCUGUGGAUCUCUUUAGGAACGCUGGAGAAGAUGUGGUUUUAAAAGUUCGACACAAGUUUCAGAACCAGCAGAAUGGCCCCUCAGGAAACAAACAAGACAAAGAAUCCGAAGGACCUUCAUUAGCUACAAUUAUAGUACCCGCCCUAUUGGCCAUAACGGUUCUCGUGGUUUGGGCGGUUAUUCGAACUCGGCAGCGCAUGUGACCCAUUUCUAAAACUUCUAUAAAUAAUCUCAAAGAAUAAUCUAAAUAUAGUAUACCAGAUCAGACACUAUAUAAUAUAUAUAUAUCUGCUGCCUGGAUUAUUGCUUACCCAGAACUUACAAAGGUUCAAGCCACAGUGAGGAGUAUAUUGUACAAUCAUACUGUUAUUAUAUCGUUUCACUUCCUUGGAUGUUAAUUUUUUUUUUGUCCUUUUUUCUUACCACAAACAUUUUGUCUUUUAAUAAUCACAGUAACUUAUUAUUUUUAAUUUAUCCCUGUCCUGAUUGGUUUUUAUCAUGUCCUCAUUUCCUAAAAUGUCAUACAACUUAGGGCGAUUAUCUUGCUGAAUAAAAUUGGGACAUAUUUCCAGUACUAGUAUUUAACUACAUUCCUGCCAUGCUAGGAUUGAGUUGUUUAAUAAACAAGCUGCAACAUCUAUUUAUCAAGUGGCAUAUUUAAAAACAUUGAUUUCAUUAUUAUAUAUUAUUUUUAUUAUUACUUGAUUAUUUUGACCAACAUGGCAAUGGUAAUGCGAAGGUGACGUUGGAAUUAAAUUUAUUGUAGAGUGUCCGCUCUUCUGAGCAGGUUUCUUUGUCUUAUUUGGUCAUUUUGCCUUAUGUUCGCUACAAAAAUUGGUCAGUACCAAUAAAAAUAAUAAAAUAUUAGCUACACGUUUUUGUUUUGCAAAAUCAGUAUUUAAUGUUUGUCUCAAAAUUCUGUACAGAAAAAAAAAUAUUUUCAAUUUAUCUUCCUGAGUCUCUCUCUCUGGGACUUUUGAUGUUGCUUCUUUUAGAAUUGACCCAAUGUGACAAAACUGCCAUUUCAGCCUAAAUUGUUCUGUGUUUUAAUAACCGUUUAAUGAAAUUGUUUUUGUAUCUUUAUGAUAUGAACACCAAAGCAAUUAUUCACUACAUACAAAGUUGGAUUUAUUAAAAAGCUAUCUUUUUUUGUA
Molecule: messenger RNA, 1467 nt
Organism: Bombina bombina (fire-bellied toad)
Lineage: Eukaryota; Metazoa; Chordata; Amphibia; Anura; Bombinatoridae
Gene: SYNJ2BP
Product: synaptojanin 2 binding protein
Exons: 4
Coding region: 79-516 (145 amino acids)
Molecular function (GO): protein binding
Source: RefSeq, a predicted model, not a curated record